CGCAUUUCAAAACGGUUCUUAACGCCUUUUGAAAUUAUUCGCCUGUUUCAAAAGGACGUCGAACCUAGUACACCCUGCUAACGUAUUUUCUCGACAAGAAUUCCUAGACUUAACCGCAUCUGUCGUCACCUGAAAACGUUGCAAAGCUGAAAAUAUAAAAUUGAUAUGGAAAGAGGAUCCUAUGCAAGGCUGGACCGAAUCGAUAACAUCAAGAUAGAGUUAACUGAAAAAUCGCAAGUGUCCCUUGAAGACGAUCCAAGCAGACUACAAAAGAGAAAUAGAACCCACGAAAAGCAUAUUGAUUACGUUUUGGUCUACGAAACCCAAAAGGAUGUCAGCAGACUGGAUGUUGAUGCUCUCGCAAAACAAAGGAAGCUUGUCGCAUGGCGAUAUUCAUUUGAAAAAUGCCUUGAAAAUAAGCUUGGGUUAGAUGUGCAGCGCAAGACUGUGAUCAUCGGGGAGGAUCCAGAAAUAGAACGUCAUUUUGUGCUGAUACAUGCACCUUGGAAUGUAUUAGCACAGAGUGCUCAACGGAUGAGAUUAAAGGUUCCUCUUCGACCUAACGACGCUGUAUUUUCAUCAUGGAUAGAGAAUAUAAUUGGGCACAAAUUGUUUGAAAAGCUGCAGAGCAAAAAUCCUUUUGUCCUUCAUGAUUCCACCUUGGGUGAAAGGCCGAGCUUCUACAUGGCUCCCUUUGUAGAAGAUUACUUGAGUGAGUAUGUGAACAACGAAGACAAAGAGAGCUUUUUUAGUGUCUUGGAUCGCCACUACAUCGUCCAACACUUGCUUCAAAACGCCCGGUUUGCGAGGGGACCGGACGGGGUUGGGCUACAGAGGCUCCUUCUGGAUCAGGCCUACCUUCCUGCGUAUUCACUUCAUGAUGGUCCAGAAUCGCAGGAAGAAGGGAAGGCUCUGGCGAAUGAUCGGCAGAAGUUAAAAGCUGACUGGGCGAGAUUUGGCAAAUUCUUUAAGUAUCAACCUUACGACGCUAUCAAGGAUUACUUUGGACACGAGGUCGGCCUGUAUUUUGCUUGGCUUGGAUUUUACACUGCCAUGUUGUUUCCACUUGCCAUUGUUGGCCUACUGGUAUUCAUCACUGGUGUUAUAUCGGCAGGCUCCUACUUACCUGUUCAAGAUCUUUGCGACGAGAAAAACAGAGGUCGUUGGUAUAUGUGUCCACUCUGUGACAAACAAUGCAGUUACUGGAAUCUGGCCCCAGACAUCUGCAUGUAUGCUUACACAACCCAUCUGUUUGACAACGAUGGAACUGUGUUCCUUGCUUUUGUUGUGGCCAUCUGGGCCACGCUGUUCCUCGAGUUUUGGAAGCGUCGUCAAGCAUCCCUCGCUCAGGAAUGGCACACCUCUGAGUUCGAAGAAGAAGAAGAACCGUUACGUCCUGAAUACAGGAAAAGUUUACCAGAUGAACAGUUGCAAAUGUUUCUAUUCAAACGUAACCCAGAGACAGGCAAAAUAGAACCUAUGGUUUCCAAGCUCAAGACAUACCGAAGAUAUGGUACAGUCUUUGCUGUAGUAGCUUUUAUGAUUCUUCUGGUUCUUGGAGCCGCAAUUGGCGUAGUUGUGUACCGUGCAGCCAUGUUUGCUGUAUUAAGUGGUAGCAGGGACAACAAUGUUCAAAAACGCGCUCGUAUUAUCACAGCAGCAACGGCUGCCCUUAUCAAUCUUGUUUUUAUAAUGUUAUUGUCCAAACUUUACGAGAAGCUGGCUGUAUGGCUCACUGACUGGGAGAACCCACCCACAGAAAGCGCCUACAAGGACAGCUUCACGUGGAAAAUGUCCUCUUUCCAGUUUGUUAACAACUAUUCAGCGCUAUUUUACAUUGCUUUCUUUAAAUCGAACCUUAUUGUGGGAUCUCCUGGAAAAUAUAGGAGGCUGAUGGGCAAAUAUCGACUAGACGGCUGUAGCGAGCAAGGAUGCUUUUUGGAGCUUGCUGUUCAGCUUUUUAUAAUCAUGGUGGGAAAGCAAAUUUUCUUCAACAUAUUUGAAAUGGCGAUGCCAUAUUUGAGUCUGUUGAAGAAUCGCCGUAACAAAGAAAAUCCAGAUACCUGUCCUCAGUACGAAAGCGACUAUGAUCUAACUGCAUGUGAAAAGCAUUACAUGUUCUGGGAGUACUUAGAAAUAGUUUUACAAUAUGGCUUUGUGACCAUGUUUGUGGCUGCGUUUCCUCUCGGCCCGCUGUUUGCCUUCAUCAACACCAUCAUUGAGAUCCGUCUGGACGCCAUCAAGUUCUUGUGCCAUUUUCGCCGACCAGAUGUUGCCCGUGUUGAGGACAUAGGGGCCUGGUACGACGUUCUGGAAGCUGUAACAAGAGCUUCGGUGCUGGUGAACGCGUUUAUACUCGCGUUCACUUCAGAGUUUAUCCCGAAACUCCUUUACAAAGUCAUGUACGCUCCUGAUCGCCAUUCUCCCGGCGGAGGCACUCUGAAGGGAUACCUUAAUUUUACUCUUGCUGCUAUUGAUUUAGAUACCCUCUUUACGUGGGAAAAUGGAACCCAGCCGGACAACCCAACAGAAAAUCUAAACUACACAAGAAAUCACUGCAGAUACCCUGGCUUCCAUGACAGCACUUACCCUUAUGGCUUCUCCAAGGCAUACUGGCAUCUCCUCACUGCUCGGUUAGCCUUCGUGUUCGUAUUUCAGUUUGUAGUUUACACUGUGACGGGAUUUAUAGCUUGGUUAGUGCCUGACACGCCUGAUGAGCUACAGUUCAUUAUAGAAAGAGAAAGAGAAAUGGUCAAGACAGUGUUCCAUACUCCUGAAUAUGACAGUGACAUCGAGGAGCUUGAGGAAGAAGAUGAUGAUGAUAACGUAACACAGUAUGAAGAUGCCCUAGAUGAGGUCAUUGACAGCAAGAAAUUUGGUCAACAGUACGCGUCUUAACCCUUGACCUCCCUGAAGUGAUACACAUGAAACUUCUUGCCACAAUUUCAAUUCAUUAUCCAUCGAAAACGACGAUAAAAUUUGGAAAACUAUUUGUAAGAGCUUGCGAUCUUAAGUCGACUACUGAAUUUUCCGAAAAAAAUACUGAAGCCUCGAAGGAGAUCGCGAAUUACUGAUCAGAUCCUGGGGCAACCGAUGAUCAACAUGUUAUAUACAUAUAUUUAUAUAACUAAGAUCUCACUAAGAUCUUAUUUGCUUUUUUGUUUUGUUUUGCUUUGUUUUGUUUUUCUUUGGGGAGAGAGGAGGGGGGGCAGGGGGAACCGAAGUUCAGACUUUUAAACAGCAAAAAUUCUUAUAUUACAGUGAGACUGGUUAAUUCUGUGAUUGUAGUCCACAACCGCUGACCUCUCCGAAAGCUAGAAAACAAGCUGUAUACAAAAGGAAAAGUGUAUAUAAACACAGGGAAAGUAGAUUAGUUCUCUAGAGUCUUGAACAAUGUUUCAAGAUUUAAAAUGCUUCCAUCAAGCUACCAGGACCUUCCAGGCGUACGUAAAAAAAACUACGUGUAUUUCCUUUAAUCCAGUAAUCUUUUACCGCUGUCUUAUUAAUAUUGCUAUGCAGUUGGCCUAUCAUUAAUUUCAUUUAAAACGUCGUCUUUACUUGGUGUUGAGUUCAGUGCUCAUAAGCAUCACAGUACUAAAGUUGUCUAAAAGUAUCACGUACUUGUCAUCAAGUCAGACCUUGAAUCCUUGCAGGCCGAGACACCGCCAUGAACCAGCUUUGGCAGGUUGUCAAAAUGAUCGGUGUUAGUCUACGCAGUUAUCCUUGAAGCUUUUUAGAGGCUGCGCUAGAAUUAUAAGUUGAAUGUGAGAAUUUCUUUUCCAGUUCAAGAUAUUUUGGUAAGCACCCUGUCUUCAUUCCGCUAGAAUUCUAGUGGUUAACAAAAAAUGUUUUCAUCUUGAGUUGUGAUUUGACUAACUGGUUGAAAAAGCUCUCAGAGCCAGAGUUAGGAUUUGUAAACUUGGGCCGAAUAACCUGGCCAUGGGGGAGGGUAACAUCAAAACCAGGAGGGUUCGGUAGCCGUACAUUGAAUUAGACCCUAGUCCGGCUAUACUUUUUAGUUAUUGCAGCUCUAUACCUUUCACUCCUGUGGUUUUAAUUUGUCAGCGCUGGGCAGAAAUAUGACGGUGUCUGACCACCCGUCUGGUUGGCGGGAGGGUGGCGGGUGCCAUAGUCAGGAUGCGCCCGGAGGAAAGGAUCAUUGAACUUUCGAAGAAAAGGUUAGUAGUGUAACUGUGUUCUUCUUUCUGGGGAACACAAAUGAGAAAAUAUCAUUCUGUUUGCUGAACGGAAGGUGAGGAACGAGGGAAUCAAGAGACAAAUUAAGAGCCGUUAUCUUGAAUAGAGAGCACGUUUAAGUUUUGGUAAAAUGCUGUCCUUUCUAAAUGAUACAAAUUGUCAAAAGCCCACCUGCAAACACAACUUAAACUUCGACUCAGGCAGGUGGACAUUGCGGACAAUCUUACUUGAUAAAGACGAGAGAUUUACA
This is a messenger RNA of Stylophora pistillata, 4447 nucleotides long. Its product is annotated as anoctamin-4. Gene Ontology annotation, biological process: chloride transmembrane transport. Lineage: Eukaryota; Metazoa; Cnidaria; Anthozoa; Scleractinia; Pocilloporidae. Gene Ontology annotation, cellular component: plasma membrane. The record is from RefSeq and is a predicted model, not a curated record. Gene Ontology annotation, molecular function: chloride channel activity; protein dimerization activity.